Molecule: messenger RNA, 1102 nt
Organism: Ctenocephalides felis (cat flea)
Lineage: Eukaryota; Metazoa; Arthropoda; Insecta; Siphonaptera; Pulicidae
Product: delta-sarcoglycan-like
Exons: 5
Coding region: 1-936 (311 amino acids)
Biological process (GO): heart contraction; cardiac muscle tissue development
Cellular component (GO): sarcoglycan complex; sarcolemma
Source: RefSeq, a predicted model, not a curated record
AUGCCAGAAGGCAGUAGAAGUGCCAAUCAGCACGCAAGUUCUGCGUCCAUUGGUGAUGGUGACACACAAACUGACCAAUGUCCAAAACAUUUCAAAAUUGCAUCAUCGCGACUACGGAAGAGAUGUCUGUUUCUUCUAGUUCUCGGAUUGAUGAUUAUGAUGAUAGUGAAUUUGGCUCUUACGCUGUGGAUGCUGAAGGUUAUGGAAUUUUCUUCGGCAGGGCUGGGAAACUUGCGGGUGGUGCCAGGAGGAUUGCAUUUGACAGGCAAAGCGUACGUCAUGGGACCGCUCACGGCGUCUUCGAUCAGAUCGAAGCCGGGACAGCCGCUCACGGUCGAAUCGACGACAAACUUUACCAUCAACACCCGAGACGCCAACGGGAUGCUGAAGAACAGAAUGUACUUAGGUGACGACAAAUUAGAGGUUUGGGCUUCCUCGUUUAUAGUGAUGGAUCACAGAGGCGUGCCUUUAUUUUCUGCAAAUCCUAAAGAAGUAAUAGUGGGAUCCGAUACGUUGCACGCCGCUGGCGAAGGAGGUGCACAUUUUACAGGUUCAAUACAAACACCAGCAGUGAAAUCUGAACCUGGACAUAAUUUAAGACUGGAAUCCAGUACAAGAUCUAUAGAAAUAAGAUCUCCAAAGGGAGUAAUAAUUGAAUCUAGGGCUUCCGAUUUGAAAUUUGAAAGUCUUAGUGAUCUCGCCAUACAUUCUGUGGCAGGAAAGAUUCGUCUGGAAUCUCCGGAUGUCCGGAUACCAAAUAUCAGGACUGCAACUCCAUCUCAGCCAACAAGUCACAGAAGACAAGAAGAUGACCGAACUGGGGGCAGAUGGCAUCAAGUCUACCAAUUGUGCGCCUGUGCCAACGGAAGACUAUUCCUGGCUCAACCUCAUGGACUUUGUGCUGCCAGGGACGACUCUGAUAGAAUCUGCCGAUAGUUAGAAAAAGAGUUGUACUUAAUUAAAGGAUAAAGGACAAAGCCUAGCCAUUCAUAUAGAUCUGUAUUACUAGCACUGUACUUUGGGAGUGAGCUAAAUUGGAUCAACAAGUCAACGACAUCAUUAGCUCGGUGCCAAUACAUAAGUAACUAAAUUUGAUAUAACG